AUGCGGCCUUACGAAUCUAAGGAAUUGAGUCAGAGCUUGGGACCUCAGGACCUGUGGACUCGCCUACGCGCACCGCGCACUGGCACGAGAGCACGGGUCUUCCUUCAACAACUUGGGCCCACUAAGCUCAAGCCCCCCCAUCAGGUCCAUCAGGUCCGCCAGGCCCGGCGCUGUCGAGCCUGCGCCUCCAACGUCACUCUCGUCAUCAUCUAUCGGCUCUCGACUCUCGGCACCCGCCCAACUCCCCUCCUCCAUCUCACCACUACCCGCAUUGCCUCACAAGACUCCCAGGUCGGCUGCAGUACCUCACGAGCUUCCCACUCCCACUUCAGCAGCGCUACCACCUCCCACAUUCGCAUCGGCUAUCGCCUCAGUCCGCCCCAGACUACGUUCGCGUUCUUCGGCAUCGCCACUGGUUCAUCUGUCAACCCCUCGCAUCGAGCAUUUACUCCCCAUAACUGCUGGACAGUUCAAGCAUCAAAGUAUAAGCACUCAAAGCGUCAGGAGCUGCCAGGAGCGCCAGGAUCGCAGGAAAGGGGAGUACGACGAGAACGGCACGGUCGAAAUCAAAAUUGGGCCGGGUUGCUCGGUCAAUCGGUCGGUUCGACUGGCUCACCUUGCAAUCUCUGGGGCUCGGACGAUGCGCUUGCCGACGUCCUCCAGGGCGGUGGAGGUGUCAAUAACACUCUGCACCUCCCCGCUCCUCGUCUCCUUGCUGCAUCGGUACGACUUCCUGCCGCGUUCCGCUGCGUCAUGCCCGUCACGAUCUCCACAGCCGCCCUUUCGAGGGACCGAGCCUCUGGUACAACUAGUGCUUGGAGCUCUGGAGGUCGACUUUCGCCCGAUCGUCUGCCUGUGCACGCCCACCUGGCAGCGGUGACUCGGCAACAUGCACCCGGCACUGGCGUUGUCUCGCAUCGCGCAGCCAUGACCACUAGUCGGCGCUUUGGACCGUUGGGCUGGGUUGGAGUGAAUGGUCGAAUAGGGUCUGGCAUCGAGUGCUCUUGUCUCGUUGCGGCUACACUCCAGUGUAAGACAAAUACGCCGGAGGAGGCUGGCUCCCGGCUACGCAAGGCGCCUUCGUCUGCAUAA
Molecule: messenger RNA, 1092 nt
Organism: Trichosporon asahii var. asahii CBS 2479
Lineage: Eukaryota; Fungi; Basidiomycota; Tremellomycetes; Trichosporonales; Trichosporonaceae
Exons: 5
Coding region: 1-1092 (363 amino acids)
Source: RefSeq, a predicted model, not a curated record